Nematocida ausubeli is the source of this 726-nucleotide messenger RNA. RefSeq lists its product as uncharacterized. Gene Ontology annotation, molecular function: dolichyl-phosphate beta-D-mannosyltransferase activity. Bases 1 to 726 code for a protein of 241 amino acids. The transcript has a single exon. Gene Ontology annotation, biological process: protein O-linked glycosylation via mannose; GPI anchor biosynthetic process. Lineage: Eukaryota; Fungi; Microsporidia. Gene Ontology annotation, cellular component: endoplasmic reticulum membrane. The record is from RefSeq and is a predicted model, not a curated record.
AUGGAAUUGUCUAUUAUAAUACCCACUCACAACGAAAAAGAUAAUGCCCCUCUUUUAAUGUACCUUAUUUCCGAAGUUUUAAAGGCUGUCCAGUAUGAAAUCAUCAUUGUAGAUGAUGGCAGCAGCGAUGGAACAUCUGCCGCUUGCACCGCCAUUGCAGACAAGCUGGGGAUAACUGCGCAAGUGCUUACGCGAAAGGAGAAGCUUGGCCUGGGGAAUGCAUACAAAAGAGGACUGGAGCAUGCGUCAGGGGAUUAUGUAGUGAUUCUUGACUCAGACCUAAGCCACGACCCGCGCGAAAUCCUGCGGCUUCUCAAAAAGAUCAAAGAAACCCGAGCAGGGGUUGUUAUAGGCUCUAGGUAUACCGGAGAGGGCGGAACAUGCAACUGGCCCUUUUCCAGAAAGAUGACAAGCCAGGGCGCAAACAUUCUUGCAUACAUAUUUACAGGGAAAAGAAACAGUGAUAUGACAAAUAGCUACCGCAUCUACAAGAGGGAUGUUAUUAACUAUGCAAUUAGGAACGUUAAGGCGCAGGGCUUUGCAUACCAAAUGGAGAUACUCUACCACUGUCACCAGAAAAUAGACGAAAUCCCAAUUUGUUUCUAUGAGAGACUUUCUGGGUACUCUAAGCUUUCGGGAAAGGAGUAUGCCCAAUUUCUUCGAUGGGGCUGCACCUUGCUAGCUAUGCGCGCAAGAGACUUCGUGCAGAAAGCAGUGUACAUAUAA